Molecule: messenger RNA, 2517 nt
Organism: Knipowitschia caucasica
Lineage: Eukaryota; Metazoa; Chordata; Actinopteri; Gobiiformes; Gobiidae
Source: the annotation of a GenBank genome assembly
AUGAAACACAUCAUGAACGAGGAGCCGCCGAGGACUCCUCUGACCCGCAGUGUUGCAGCGCAGGGCAGUGGUCAAAGACGCAGCACCAGACAGAGCACCAAUGCCCCUGCUGCUCACACUCCUCAGGGGCUGCUUCGGCGGAGCCUCAAACAUAAAAUGCGGGAGAGUCUCACGAGAACCACACUCACCAAGCAAAGAAGAACUACAUCCACCGUGUUCGAACAAACCCCUGGUCCUUCCUCUGUGCUCUUAGACGACCGAGAAACUCCAAGACAAAUCUUUAAGAACAUCCUCCUCACAGAGCCAGUGAAAUCACCUUUGAUAAAUGAGCCCGUUGAUUCACAAAAACAACAUCCCCAGAAAGCCUCUCCAGACUCAAGUCGACAAAGUAGACCAAGCAUCGAGCUCUCGGGACUGGAGCUUUCUGAUUUAACCACCGGCAACAUUGAGACUAGCAUAAAAAGACUCACUCGAAAGCGGCCUCAUCGUAGUCUCAAUGUUACGGCGUUUGAAAACCGCCUCAAAGGAGAGAAUGAUGAGGAAGAGGAAACGAUGGAUCAAUCCUCGCUGUCAUCGCUAAGCCAAACGUCUCUCACUCUCAAGACGCCUUUUAUCGACGUCCGGACGGAAAAAAAAGCUUUACAGAGAAAAAUAUCAAACCUCAGAAAAGUUUCAGAAGAUGAUUUUGGAGCUGCCGUGGCUCGGAGAGAGUUGGGGAUCCACGAUGGCAGUAUCUCAGCCCCCGGUCAACUAUUUGGCGAAACCACAGGCUCGGAAUCCUUUGGCCUAAGCAAAAUCAGCGAGCCCGACAUUACUACAGACAUUUUCAACUGCAACACGGCGCUGUACGGCCAAGCUGAGGGCCUGCCGAACUUCUCGACGCUCGCAACUCAAGAAAAAGCCACGGUCAUGGCGUCGCAGAUUCAGAGAGCCCUCCGAGAGCAGCUGGAGGUGGAUCAGGAGCCCUAUUCGUUCCCAACAGAAGAAAAGAGUAGGAUUGAGGUCCGCCAGUCUCCAGAGAUGUCCGAUAAUGUGGACGAUUAUGAAGACAUCCCAGGUCCCAGCUCUGAGGCAGAUUUUCCGCCGGUGGACGAUGCAGCUGCAGCCGUGUCUACCGAAACUGCAAAAGAAGACGUCAGUGCUGAAAACGUGGAAGACCAAAGUCACGGUGUGAGAGGAGAGACUGAGGAGGAGGGAACAGCAGAGGAGGAAGAGGAGGCAGAGGGAAUGACUCAAGGAGAGACUGAGGAGGAAGAGGAGGCAGAGGGACUGACUCAAGGAGAGACUGAGGAGGAAGAGGAGGCAGAGGGACUGACUCAAGGAGAGACUGAGGAGGAAGAGGGGGCAGAGGGACUGACUCAAGGAGAGACUGAGGAGGAAGAGGAGGCAGAGGGACUGACUCAAGGAGAGACUGAGGAGGAAGAGGAGGCAGAGGGACUGACUCAAGGAGAGACUGAGGAGGAAGAGGAGGCAGAGGGACUGACUCAAGGAGAGACUGAGGAGGAAGAGGGGGCAGAGGGAAUGACUCAAGGAGAGACUGAGGAGGAGGAAGAAGGGGGAACAGCAGAGGAGGAAGAUCAGGCAGAAGUCGACAUGGAAGGUAAUGAGGAGGCUGACUACCAGGCAGCAGAUGUAAUGGAGGACGAGGAGGAGGAGGAGGCUGAAGAUAAAGAUGAAGACGAAGACCAGGCAGCAGAUGUAAUUAACUUUUUUGAAGAUGUGGCAGAAGUCGUUGUCAUGGACAGCGACGAAGAGGCGGGAGAUUCAGAGCAGGCUGAAGGCGACGUUGAGAGUGACGAAGAGGAGGCUGACGCGGUGGACGCAGACUCUCAGGAGGACGAGGAUUCGGAGCAGGUCGCACAGAGAGCCGUGAGUGCGGAGGUCGACCUGAUCGCGCCUCUCCACAGACCUGCUGCUGACCUGCCAGACGCUGAACUUGAAUAUGAGGAAACGGAACAAUCGAGCCUUGGAAGUGUCAAUGACAAGGAAAAUGCAAUACAGGAAAGCGGUCCGCCAGAUGGCGAUCAGUCUGAGGAGGAGGAAGAGGAGGAUGAUUUCCCGAGUGAGACCCCUGCGUUCGUGAAACAAAAGAGGAUUUUCUUACAUUCUGAGGCACAAGUCACACCUCUGGCUUCUAAGAAUAUCCAGCCCAGUCGAGAUGAUCCAAAGCCAAAAUCUAAACCCAGAGCUCAGAGAAAACCCAGAUCAUCAAAGAGCGAUCCAGGCCUCCCCAAGAGCUACGUCAUGAAUGUGUUUAAACAUUUUGCAAAGACUAAAGUCUCUGCAGACGUCUAUCCUGUCCUGAAAGAGACAACGGACAAGUUUUUUGACCGUGCUGCAAAAGACCUGGAGGCGUACGCGCUUCAUGCAAAGAGAUCCACGAUAGAUGUCGCUGAUUGUGAACUUUUACUCAGAAGACAGGGCCACGUCAACGAUAAGAUUUUCUCCCGGGCAAUAAGGAGACAUGCUCGGAUGUGGCUCGUGCUGAUGCAGGUGGAUGCUGAGGAGAACCACUGA